This is a messenger RNA of Dipodomys ordii (Ord's kangaroo rat), 534 nucleotides long. It is a transcript of the gene Rps20, whose product is annotated as ribosomal protein S20. The transcript has 4 exons. NCBI's taxonomy places the organism in Eukaryota, Metazoa, Chordata, Mammalia, Rodentia, Heteromyidae. Gene Ontology annotation, molecular function: RNA binding; structural constituent of ribosome. Gene Ontology annotation, biological process: translation. The record is from RefSeq and is a predicted model, not a curated record. Gene Ontology annotation, cellular component: ribosome; cytosolic small ribosomal subunit. Bases 136 to 495 code for a protein of 119 amino acids.
CUCGGGCCUGCAGCCCUUCUUUCUGCGGGAGACGCGACUGUGCGCGUGGAGGUCUGCCCCCGCCGCUCCUGCUCCUGACUCACCGCUGUUCGCUCUCGCCGAGGAACAAGUCGGUCAGGAAGCCGCGCCUCAGCCAUGGCUUUUAAAGACACCGGGAAGACGCCUGUGGAGCCAGAGGUGGCGAUUCACCGGAUUCGCAUCACCCUCACCAGCCGCAACGUGAAGUCGCUGGAGAAGGUAUGUGCUGACCUGAUCCGAGGCGCCAAGGAGAAGAAUCUCAAAGUGAAAGGACCGGUGCGCAUGCCUACCAAGACUUUGAGAAUCACUACAAGAAAAACACCUUGUGGUGAAGGUUCUAAGACAUGGGAUCGCUUCCAGAUGAGGAUCCACAAGCGACUCAUUGACUUACACAGUCCUUCUGAGAUUGUCAAGCAGAUAACUUCCAUCAGUAUUGAGCCAGGAGUGGAGGUUGAGGUCACCAUUGCAGAUGCCUAAGUCAAACGUUUUUAAUAAAUUGACUUACUGAUUGUUUAA